Messenger RNA from Notolabrus celidotus (New Zealand spotty), 4278 nucleotides. RefSeq names its product cadherin-20-like. The transcript has 13 exons. The record is from RefSeq and is a predicted model, not a curated record. Lineage: Eukaryota; Metazoa; Chordata; Actinopteri; Labriformes; Labridae. Gene Ontology annotation, biological process: cell morphogenesis; cell-cell junction assembly; calcium-dependent cell-cell adhesion. Gene Ontology annotation, cellular component: adherens junction; plasma membrane; catenin complex. Bases 670 to 3063 code for a protein of 797 amino acids. Gene Ontology annotation, molecular function: calcium ion binding; cadherin binding.
ACACAAGAGGGAGAGCUGGAGAGGAGGCAGCUGCUGCGUGAGCUCGUCCUCUUCGCAGAUCUGAGCAGGUAGAGGGAGAGAAAGAGAGAGAGAGAGAGAGGUGGAGAGAGACAGAGAGAGAGAAAGGGAGGGAGGGAAGAAGUCUGUCUUUUCACCUGAAGAUUACUUUGUCUCACACUUCUCUCACCCACAGCGCUGGAAGGCAGGAGCAGGAAGCACGGAGCGGAGUUGAUCAGGAGGUGCCGGCUCUUCUUGCUCUGUUGUUUUUUUCUCUUUUUCCUUUCUGCAUGGGAGGUCAGCUGGACCGCUGACCGCAUGAGCAUCUUCACCUGGAAAGACUGAGAGAGAAGAAGAGGAGAAAGUGGGCACCUCAAGGAGAGGUACAAAGUGAGGGAACUGCAGCAGAACCUCCGGCUGCAAGGGAGGAAAAGUUGGACUGACAAUCUGCACCUGCAAGCUUUGAAAAGGAGAUCUGAAACCCCCCUCUCCUUUGUGGACUUCCUGUGACGUGUGACUCAUCCCUAACCUUUGACCCCCCACACCAAGCGGACUUUACCGGUCUAUCCACCACUUCUACUUCCACCACCCAAGGAAGCCACAAAGAAAAGGAACGAGCGUACAACUCUGCAACUGAAGACAGACCUUUAAAACACUAUUCUGUGCUUAACAAUGGGAGACGGUUCGCCUUUUCCAGCGGUUUGCAGCACCUUCCUCCCAGUGGCCCUUUGCAUUCUGACCCUUCUGCCUCACAGCCUUCUGGGUAAACCUGCAGAGGAGGAAAAUGCAGGCAGCUCAGCGCUCCUCCAAAGGGUAAAGAGAGGCUGGGUGUGGAACCAGUUCUUUGUCCUGGAGGAGUACACUGGCAUGGAACCGCUUUAUAUUGGAAAGCUCCACUCUGACAUGGAUAAAGGCGACGGCUCCAUUAAGUACAUCCUAACUGGCGAAGGCGCGGGUUCCACCUUCACCAUCGACGACAGCACCGGGGACAUCCACGCCAUCCAGAGGCUCGACCGGGAGGUGAAGGCCCAGUACAUCCUCCGAGCACAGGCUAGAAACCGCCUCACGGACAGGCCUCUGGAGCCGGAGUCCCAGUUCAUCGUGAAGAUCCAGGACAUCAACGACAACGAGCCGAGGUUUCUGGACGGACCCUACCAGGCGACUGUGCCGGAAAUGUCCAAAAUAGGAACAUCUGUGAUCCAGCUGACAGCCACAGAUGCCGACGACCCCACGUAUGGCAACAGCGCCCGCGUGGUCUACAGCAUCCUGGAGGGCCAGCCUUAUUUCUCAGUGGAUGCCAAGACUGGCGUGGUCCGUGUGUCUCUGGCCGACAUGGACCGGGAGACCAGAGAAAACUACACCGUGGUCAUCCAGGCCAAGGACAUGGGGGGCCAGCUGGGGGGACUCGCGGGCACCACGACGGUCAACAUCUCGCUGGGUGACAUCAACGACAACCCGCCCAUGUUUGACCAGAGGCUGUAUCAGAUGAGCAUCCCAGAGUCGGCCCCCGUGGGUUCGGUGGUGGGACGCAUCUGGGCGAAGGACAGGGACAUCGGGGUCAACGCAGAGAUGAGGUACAGCAUCAUCGACGGAGACGGGAGGGACACGUUUGACAUCAGCACCGACCCCACCAACCUGUUCGGCAUCAUCACGGUGAAAAAGCCGCUGAACUUUGAGGGUAAGCCCAGCUACACUCUGAAGGUGGAGGGCGCUAACACCAACCUGGACCCGGCUCUCCGUCACCGCGGACCCUUCAAGGACGUCACCAUCGUGCACGUGAGCGUGGAGGACGUGGACGAACCCCCGCAGUUCGACUCGCCGGCGUACCUCAUCGAGCUGCCAGAGGACGCAGAGAUCGGGACGGUGGUGAAGACGGUGUCGGCGAGGGACCCGGACGCUGCCAACAACACAGUGAGGUAUUCCAUCGAGAGGUCCAGUGACCCCGACAAGUUCUUCUACAUCGAUAUCACUUCUGGGUCGCUGAUGACGGUGCGUGCGCUGGACCGAGAGGAGCUCGGCUGGCACAACAUCACCGUCCUCGCAAUGGAGAUGAACGAUCCCACGAAGGUGUCGAGUGUGUCGGUGGCAGUGAGGGUCCUGGAUGUGAACGAUAAUCCUCCGUCCCUGAUGCAUUACCUGGAGGCUUACGUGUGUGAAAAUGCCAAAGCAGGACAGCUGAUCCAGACAGUCACAGCAGUGGAUCCAGACCAGCCGCUGGGAGGACAACACUUCUACUACAGUCUGGCUCCAGAGGCUGCAAACAACCCCAACUUCACCCUGAGAGACAACCUAGACAACACGGCGUGGAUCCUGACUCGACGAGGAGGCUGGUCCCAGCAGGACCAGACCGUCUUCUACCUGCCCAUCUUCAUCUCUGAUGGCGAGCAGCCGGUGCAGACCAGCACGAGCACGCUGACCAUCCGAGUGUGCAGCUGCGACCAGGAGGGGAACCUCAUGUCGUGCAACGCGGAGGCGUACACCCUGCCUGCGAGCCUCAGCAGAGGAGCGCUCAUCGCCAUCCUGGCCUGCAUCUUUGUCCUGCUAGUCAUGAUUCUCCUCAUGCUCUCCCUGCGGACUCACCGCAAGAAGCCGUACCUCUGCGACGAGGAGGAGAACAUCCACGAGAACAUCGUGCGCUACGACGACGAGGGCGGCGGCGAGGAGGACACCGAGGCCUUCGACAUCGGCGCCAUGUGGAACCCGCGCGAGGCUCACCACCACCCGGGGAAGAUGAGACAGGACAUGCUGCCGGAGAUCGAGAGCCUGUCCCGGUACGUGCCUCAGGCGUGCGUGAUUGGCUGCGGCAGCGGGGACAGUAACGUUCAAGGGUACGUGUUGGCGAAGCUCCUGGAGGCGGAUUUGGACCCGUGCGCUCCGCCGUACGACUCCCUGCAGACGUACGCCUACGAAGGAGAGGGGUCGGUCGCCGAGUCGCUCAGCUCGCUCCAGUCGGGAGCGUCGAACACGGACCACGAGUACGACUAUCUGAACGACUGGGGGCCUCGCUUUAAAAAGCUGGCGGAGAUGUACGGCGUGCUGGAGACAAACAGUCCCCCUUUGUGGUAGAGCGGCGGAACCUUUUUGGCCUUUUGAAUCAGAAAAAUGAAAAAGAGAGACAAUAAAAUCAGAGCAGAGACUCCGACUGUGUCACAGCAGCUCUCAUCCAUGACUGUUAGCACUUGAAAUCCUGCCGAAGCCUCGAUUCUCCACGGCGAUGGCGGCCUGGGAUGCCCGUGGAAGCAGUGUGAGCUGGUUUUUAAAUCCCCCCCUCCUCCCCAGAGACGGGCUUCAGAGUUCAGCGAGGCCCCCGCGGAAGAAACCGGCUUCAAAGCACAUGUUAACUCUCCUGCCUGACCCCGCCACGGGCAGAGCCCCUCGCUUCAAAGCGAAGACUGAUUCAUGCCGGAGAGAGGGACUACUUUCCUUACAGAGGGAGAUAAAACUCUGAGAGCUGAUCCGCUGAAAGAGAAAGUCACGCUGCAAAAACAGAGAGCGUCCUUUUUUUUUUACUCCAUCUGUGGCAGCUCUUAAUUUAUUCCUUUGUUCACGUGCCGUAUUUAUAUUGUUUUUGCUAAAUUAUUGUACUUCAAACCAACACUGAACUUCAAAACCUGCAGCUUUGUGAAGCGGUCAUUCUGUGUUUGUAACAUACAUGAUGUAAGCGCCCUUGUUUGUGUCGCUCUGUGACGUUCUUCAUGCAGGAGAUGAUGUGUAAUCCCCUUGUGGGUUUUUUCCCGGGUUGUUUAUUGUAUUCUUUGUUUUUGUACUAUUUUGGAGCAUUUUGUAUUGUAACAUAAAACACUUUUGCAUUCACGAGGAAGAGAAGGAAGCCAUUUUUUUUUUUUUGCAAUCUUUGGAUGGAACUGGAGAGAUGUUCUCCAUCGUUUCUCGCCUUUCAGUUCCUGUUUCUGAUCCACCAUCGUGCCCAGCCGGACGGCGAAACGAGCACGAGGCGAGAUACUGUGUUGCUUUUUUUCUGCCACCACACAAAUGUGGCUUAAUCCUCCAAUCCUGUGGACUUCAGAGACAUCGAUAAUCUGCAUCAAGUGCCAAAUGUAAAAAAGGAUGAAGACAGAAAAUAAAAAAGGGCGUUUGGAUGAAGAAGAAAAAAAACAUGAAAACCAAAAGAAAAAACGGAUUUUUCAAACGUGUAAAGACGUGAGAGAACAUUUUGAUAAACGAUUGAAUUUUACUUGAAUCCAUGUGGUCAGUCAUGCUACAGUAUGUGGUAUGUGAAUGUAGAUACUUUUUGUAUUCUUGCUAAUAAAAAAUCAGAAAACA